AAAUACUGUUGCUCGGACCCGACGUCGGGCCUGAUAAAGUGUGGAUCAUGGUGGAUGUAAAUGGCACUUAUCGGCGAGCCAAUUUCAUUUUGGGUCUCACCACACCACAUGAUUUAAUUGACAAUGUGAUCAGAUUGUGCAAAAAAUUGUCACGUCUGGAUAAUACUUUGAUAACAAUUAUGCUUUUCGGCAACAUUGUUUUUUUACAAUGGCAAUACAUUUGACAUCUGUCACGAAAUCAAGAUUGCUAUGCUCGGGAAAUGGCGGGGCUUUGUCGUUGUAAACAAAUUUCUUAAAAGCGUGCAUCGGUUUUACUUUUCGAGGAAUAUUAAUACUAUAGAAAUGGCAUCAGCAGCAAAAAAGCCUAAACUUUCUCAGCCUUCAAUAUCUGGUUCAGAAUCAAAGACCUCAAUUGAUGAUUUUUUGAAAAGUCUGCAAUCCAAACGCGAAGAGACCGCCAAGUCGAUUUUAGAAUAUAAAUUCAACAAAAAGCGUCUUAGGAUAAUAUCUCAGGAGCAGAUGGUGCCUGACGACUGCGAGGGCAUCGUGUACUGGAUGUCUAGAGACAGUAGGGUGCAGGACAACUGGGCUUUUCUGUUUGCACAGAAGCUUGCAUUGAAGAACGAAGUACCGCUCCACGUGUGUUUUUGUUUGAUUGCGAAGUACUUAGACGCGUCUGUGAGGCAGUUUGACUUUCUUAUCAAAGGCUUAAAGACAGUAGCAGAACAGUGCAAGGAACUCGACAUAUCCUUCCAUCUGCUAGAAGGAGACGGCGGGGAUGUCCUACCACAAUGGGUGAUUGACCACAAGAUUGGGGCGGUGGUGUGUGACUUCAACCCACUGAGGACACCCUUGGGGUGGCUAGAGAAGGCCAAGAAGGGGUUGAAGAAAGAUGUGCAUUUGAUUCAGGUGGAUGCUCACAACAUAGUCCCAUGCUGGGUAGCCUCGGACAAGCAGGAGUACUCGGCGCGGACCAUUCGGAACAAGAUCAACUCCAAGCUGGAUGAAUACUUAACCCAGUUCCCACCGGUUAUCAAGCACCCUUACAAAAGCAAAUUUAAACCUGAGCCUAUCGACUGGGAGCAAGCCAUAGAAUCCCGCGAAGCCGAUAAAUCCGUAGGCCCGGUGGACUGGGCCGCGCCGGGCUACCACGCCGCAGUCAAAAUGCUGAAGAGCUUCCUCGACAAGCGGCUCGCGAUAUUCGCGACCAAGCGAAACGAUCCAACGCUGGACGCACUUAGCAAUCUCUCACCUUGGUUCCAUUUUGGCCAAAUCUCCGUCCAAAGAGUAGCCCUCUGCGUUCAAGAGUACAAGAAGAAACACACGGAGAGCGUCAACGCGUUCCUAGAGGAGGCCAUCGUGCGCCGCGAGCUGGCCGACAACUUCUGCUUCUAUAACGAGCACUACGACCGCGUGCAGGGCGCGCACAGCUGGGCGGCCAAGACUUUAGACGACCACAGAAAAGACAAAAGAUCUCACAUCUACACCCUCGAAGAACUAUCCCAGGCCAAAACCCACGACGACCUCUGGAACUCCGCGCAGAUACAACUCAACAAGGAAGGCAAGAUGCACGGCUUCCUGCGCAUGUACUGGGCUAAGAAGAUUCUAGAAUGGACGCCCAGCCCAGAAGAUGCGCUCAAGUAUGCGAUAUACUUGAACGAUCAUUACAGCAUCGAUGGACGGGAUCCUAGUGGAUAUGUCGGCUGCAUGUGGUCCAUCUGCGGCACGCACGACCAGGGCUGGGCCGAGCGCGCCGUGUUCGGCAAGGUGCGGUACAUGAACUACGACGGCUGCAGGAGGAAGUUCCCCGUGCCCGCCUUCGUGGCGAGGUACGGAGGAAAGGUUCACAAAUAUGUGCCUAAAAAGUAGGCAGGGUGUUACCAGAACUGCUGUCAGUCACUAAAACAAAUGUACUUUGCCGUAAAAAUCAUCAUGGAUGUCUUUUUAUAGGUUUUCAGGCAUUUUUUCCUAAGCUGAAACAGAGACACUUUCCGCUUACUCACGGCCUGAUGCGAACUUUAAAAUACAUCAAAUAUUAAGUCUACAUACGAUAUGGAUCGGAUGUCAAUGUCAAAAGCGACGUUUCUUCAAACAAAAACGUCUUUUUACAAGCUUUUAUUUACUUUCACCUGCCCUUUGUCUGUUUGUAAUCAAAUCUUGCAAGUUAAAUUUGACCCACUUCCCGGUUUCCGAUUGGGCUAAAAAUUUGCAUACAUAUGUAAGUCGGGUGACGAUGCAAUAUUAUGGUACAGUCAGCGUCAAAUACUUUGUAGCAACCAAAGUAGCCAAAUAGUUCGGUACACCAUAUAUUUAGUAUGGUGUACCGAACUAUUUGGCCACUUUCACUGCUACAAAGUAUUUGACGCUGACUGUACCAUCGAGCUGAUCUGAUGAUGGAGACAAGAGGUGGACGUAGGAACUCUCUAAUAAAACAACGCAACCUAAUUGUGUUUGGGGUUUUUAGAAUUGGCUCGAUGAGUAUUAGUUGUCUGUGGAAAGAAAGGUACAGUCAGCGAUAAAAGCUUGUACCAAAAAUGACAAUUUUGCCAAAAACUUAUUAUUUUACACUGACAUAUCUGAUCCAUAUCGUAUCUAGACCUAAUAUUUGACGUAUCUUAAAGUUUGAAUCGGGCUGUCAGUCAAUACAGCAGAUUGUAUCGGUAAAAAUUGUAUUGUAAAUGACGAUCCCUUUCCAGUUCUUUUUCCACAAUUUCAUUCAUUUCAUUUAUCAGCUAGAUCUAGGAAUAACGUUUGGCAAAAUCCGGUACAUGAACUAUGAGGAGUAUGAAGGCUGCAAGAAGAAGUUCACUGUACCCGCUUUUGUCGCGAGGUAUGGAGAAAAAAAAAAUAAGUGCCCAAAAAGUAGGCCUAAACAAUGUAUGUUCAGCCAAAUUGAUUAUGGCAUCGUCGAAAUCUCCACUCAAAAAUAACAUUACCAGAGAGCGCCAUCUACGAUUAACUUUUACCAGUCUUCCCCAUUAUGUCAUUAAAUACUAAAUAAUAAUUUUAGAUCCAUUAACUUCUCGAAGAUUGGUGUAGCUACAGGAAAAUCAAAAUCAAUCAUUAUUAUUGAAGUAAUCCUAUAGCAAAGAGAAUUAAGAAGACCAAGACUGCUCACUCUAUACAACGGUUUUGUUACCAUAAAUACUAUUAUUUUCGUAGUCUACAUCUAGCGUCAAGUAGCGGAACUCUCAGUACUGCUACUCGACGAUAGAUGUCGCGGCAAACAAAAAGUCUAAUGCAGGAAUCGGAACCGGUUUUUUGCAAAAGAUCGAAAUAACCAUAUAUUUCGGUUUAUUUUAUACUCAAAAUGUAGGACUCAGUUGUGUUUUUAGAUAACGACUUCGUAUUAUUAGAUUGCCCGAUUAGGAAUGAAAUAAUUAACAAAGAACGAAAAAAUACCGUUUUCGUUCCCAUACAAAAAAUACCGGUUUCCGAUCCCUGGUCUAAUGCUCAACGAUUUACCGCUAAUAUUAUAACCAGCGUAACCGGAACUCUAUUUACAACUCCUACGCUUACUCUGGUUAUAAUAUUAGCUGAAAAUCGUUGAGCAUUAGACUUUUUGUUUGCCGCGACAUCUAUUGUCGAGUAGCAGUACUGAGAGUUCCGCUACUUGACGCUAGAUGUAGACGACUUGGGACCGUGCGCUCUGGAGGGUCUGCCAUCUGCUCACUUCACGCCGAAGCAAGUGCUGCCAUCUACCGUUCUCGUACGUUUUCUUGUACAUAGUACGUUCUGCCAUCUUGUGGGCUACAUUGGAAGCAUUAACUUCACAUUUACACCUCGCGCCUAAAAUCUAACGUCUCCUGUGCUGCCCCCUACAGUUAAUGCGCGCUCUCUAUAAAUAAUAAUAUUGGGAGAAAGCGCGCCAAGGCUCCUAAUUCAGAAUUUCAUCCAAAGUUUAGCUAGAGUACAUAUUAAGAUUAAACGAUUGUGAUUUAAAAAUAAAGAUAGUUUUUUAACGGUUUUUGAUUAAGUGUCGAAUCGAAUCUCGUACGUUUUGUGUCAAUUCUUUAUGCAUGAGUCUCUUUCACCGAUUUGGUUGUUAAAAGAGUUACGGUACUGUUACACAUGCUCUAAAAUAGCAUGCUAAAAAGCGUGCUACUGAGUAUGCUCAAUACGAGCAUGCUUAUGGGCAGUUUACAUUUGCUAGCAAUGAGCAUGCUAGUUUUAACGGUUUACUACUACAAUACUAGCAUGCUCAAUAAGCAAACCUGUUCACACGCGCUAAAAGCACGCCCCCCUUCACCCGCGCUGCAGGUAGCAUGACCAAAAAUCGCUGAUAUUUGAGCAAACUCAAAAUGGGCAUGCUCAUUAUUAGCAAUGUUUAGACACACAUGCUACUAAGUAGCAAUUGCUCAAUAGUAGUAUGCUUUCGUGCUAGUAAUCAGCAUGUGUAACAGUACCUUUAAGAUGUGAAUGUUUAUAGAUAUAAGACUAGCAUGCUAAGUUAACGCUUUGUAAGGCAUAGGGGUGUCAGAAAUGAUACAAAAUUUAACUCUAUCACUUUGAAGUAAAGUUCAAAAUCGGGUGGGAAUAUCCGGUCAUUCGCCGAUGGUCUAGAACGCAAAAUGACUACUGUAAUAUUUUGUUUAUAUCGCUAUUAGUCUACAUCGCAAACGGUCAUCGCAAAAUGACCACAACAUUUUAUAUAGGUAGGUUAGGUUCGUUAGGUAUCUUCAAAUGGCCGAAGGCCAAACAGUACAGAAUAGGAGAUAAAACGGGAAAAAUUAUGUGGGCAUUUUGCGUUAUAGUCCGUUAGAGCGGUAGACUAUAACCGAUGUAGGUAAAAUAUUACACUAGUCAUUUUGCGUUCUAGACUUAAAAAUAGUACUUUAAUUUAUUAACAUAAAUUCUUUUAACAAGCUUUUAUUUAACUUGCCCUGUUAGCAGUAUACACCGAUUUAAGACACUUUUCCUAUACUGUGCUGUUAAGUGUGUAGCAAAGAGAAUUAGAAAUAGAGGUGGAUUUACAAAGUUUUUUUUUUAGCCACAAUAAAUUUACUGCCAUCUUUCGACACAUUAAAACUUUUAGAACGCCAUUUGACUUUGAUCCUUAUUCUUUCACUGAUAUAUGUUAGAUUUGUUAAAUAUCAAAAAGGCGCCAUCUAAUAGACGAAAAGCCAAAGGCAUGCCAGCAUCAUUUCGAGUGACGGUGCCAUAACCUUUAGGUUGUGCCUGGUAAGAUGGCAUUUGAUAUUUAACAAAUUUAACACAUAUCAAUGAAAGAAUAAGGUCCAAAGUUAAAUGGCGUUCUAAAAGUUUUAAUCACGUGUCGAAAGAUGGCAGUAAAUUAACGUGGGUACAAAGUUUUCUUUGACAAUACACCUCUAUUUCGAAUUCUCUUUGGUAUGUAGGUAUGUAUGUUUGUGUGGAUCAAAUCUUGGAAGCUUUUGCCCACUUCCCGGUUUCCGAUUGAGCUGAAAUUUUGCAUACAUAAGUAAGUCGGGCGACAAUGCAAUGUUAUGGUACCAUCAAGCUGAUUUGAUGAUGGAGUCAGAAAUUGGCUGUAAUAAAACAACGCAACCUGGGGCCAUUUCUUGAACGUCUAAUACAGACUAUUAUUAGUCCACGAACUGUCAAAUCGUAUGGAUUACCAUGGCAACACUCUAAUGUAAGGACUUAAUUAUUGAAACAACGACAUAUUGGAAGUGUCUUUUAUUUGUAAAGCGCUGUCUCACUCUUACCUUAUUGUUUAUACAUAUCUCUAUUCUUGUUACUCUAACGGUGUUAUUAAAUAUCGAAUGAGACUACUAUGGUUCGACCUAAUAAUCGACUUUGCCCUUACACUAAUAAUAUUAGACUAAUAACGUUCAAGAAAUGGGCCCCUGUUGUUUGAUAGACAGUUAACAGUGUAGGCGAUGGUUCUUAGGAUAAAAAAAAAAUGUAAGCAACAUGUGUCACGUGUCUUUAAUUAGGUGAAUACUCAAGCGAUCUUAUUGUAUAACUUUUCAUUUAUAAGUAUUUUUUAUAUUGCACCUGUUUGCAAACCUAAAUAAAAAUAUAUAAACCCAAUUCUAAUUGGGGAUUUUAGAAUUUUCUCGAUGAGUAUUAGUUGCCUGUGGAAAGAAAAGUACAGUGAGCGAUAAAAACUUGUACCAAAAAUUAUUUUUAAUGUAUUUUUUAACAUCACAAUAUACACAUACAGACCCCUCGUGUAGAGCUUGACAGGCCUAUUCGAACGUGCACUGACAUCAAACCGAUAUGAGAGUGAUAUUGGAAUCAUAUCAGUUAUCAUCCGCGCGGGCAUCUCGCUCGCACUAUUACUUGUUAGGUCCUGUUAGGACAAGUCUGAGCGAAAUGAACGCGCGAAACACACAACGGAUAUGAUUCCGAUAUCGGUUUGAUGUCAGCGUACGUUCGAAUUGGCCUGUGAGUGACUUCGAAAAUCAGCUUACACUCGAGUUAUAUUAUCACUUUCUUCAACGAAUAAUAGUAUCAAUAUUUUUUUUUUACUAAGAUUUAAGAAACCUGUGCGCAAGGCUUGGAAACCGGUUAAAUUUCCAAACCAUUAUCAUGUACUUGGCGCAAAAUCUUUUAAUUUCAGUUGUGUCCGUAAAGCCGUUAUAUUUAGAAGAUCAUUUCCAUAAAGUUCUUGCCGGAUUAACCGGUUUAGAAGAAUAAAAACCGGUUUACGCGGCACACCACCAAGCCCGCGGCCGUCUCGUCGCUUGUCGAAUAAACCGGUUUAUUUAGGUUACAAUAAAGUUCGUUCGCGUUUUGAUAAAAGUUCUGAGUAAAACCAAAAUAAAUCGGUAUAUACCGCUAUUUUUACAACCGGUUCCGAACCUUGCGUGUACGAACACGCACCAUUACAAAUUAAAAAAAAAACAACGGGUUGCACUCCGGGAGUGCCGGCAGAAGUGAAAACUUGAAUAUCAACGUUGUGCAUUUUUGAUUUUUUGGAAUGGUUAGGGAAUAAUUUUGCACGAAUUGCUAUAAUUAUCAGUAGAAAAGUACUAUCAUUUAUGUGAUAAAAUACAAUAUUCAUUGCAAGCGCCCUGCGCCGCUUAAACGAAACGGCAGGCGCAUACAUUUUCGCCGCGCGGUGGAAAGAGAGGGGAUAUUUCCUCUCCUACGCCGCGCCGGCGGCUGUCAAUGAUUGUAUUCUUUGCUUCAAUGACAUUGUAACGGUUUUUCGAUCAGGUUACGUGUCCGUCUUACGAAUUUUCAAUCUGUCGGUCACGUAACCUGUCGCGAGUUUAACAUUUUUUCCCCAUCACAAAAAGUGCACAGCGCCGCUAAAGUAGUUUUCACUUGAAAAAGUAUUUAUGUUUCAUUUGUUAAGUUUUUAUUCAAUUUGUUUUAUAUUUUUGUUUUAUCUGUAUAGUCGUGUCAUCCACGAUGACGCGCAGAUUAACCUUUUCAACGCUUUCUCCCUCGCAUCAAAAUGUGGCAUACACGCCAAUAUGUCAAAUAUUGAGAAACGAAUUUAAACCUUAUCUGUCAACAGUAAAAUUGCUUUGACAGCGUCUGCCAUGACCUCUUUAGUGGUCGUUGGCGUGGUAGGCACGACAGCACACGACCACUUUAGUGGCUCUUGGCGUUCAAAAGGUUAAUCAAAUCUAACCUAUAAUAACACGACAAUACAAGUCAAGGCAUGCGUCUUCCUGAAUGACACGAUCUAUGCCAUGUUUCUUAAUUACAAAAUAGAUUGCGUUCUAUUUAUUUUCAUAUAAUCGCAAGUGUAAUAUGAAAUCGAAAGUACAAACUAACGUACCUGAGUACCUACCUAUAAUUCUCCGAUCAAUAAAGUAUUGUUUUACAUUUUA
Molecule: messenger RNA, 7772 nt
Organism: Cydia pomonella (codling moth)
Lineage: Eukaryota; Metazoa; Arthropoda; Insecta; Lepidoptera; Tortricidae
Gene: phr
Product: deoxyribodipyrimidine photo-lyase
Exons: 7
Coding region: 250-1869 (539 amino acids)
Biological process (GO): photoreactive repair
Molecular function (GO): deoxyribodipyrimidine photo-lyase activity
Source: RefSeq, a predicted model, not a curated record